Messenger RNA from Protopolystoma xenopodis, 522 nucleotides. NCBI's taxonomy places the organism in Eukaryota, Metazoa, Platyhelminthes, Monogenea, Polystomatidea, Polystomatidae. The record is from the annotation of a GenBank genome assembly.
AUGCGUCCAUGGUUGCGCGAAGCGAUCUCUUCGACUCGCCCUCUUGAAUACAACUUCACAGUAGAUGGGCCACUUACAUGGCGUAGCUUCCACCAGAUGGCUGGAAGUGGUUCAGCUGAAUCUUGCCAACCCCAACCAGUGCCGCAGCUCCGAGUCAGCGCCGGUCCUCCCGUCCUUUCUAGUGCUGCGGCAAGUCAGACUUCCAAUUGUCUGCAUAAAAAUCACUCGGCAUCUCAUGCAGUAGGGUAUGUGCAUCCAUCCAAUAAUCAUCAGCAAAAUCAAAGUCAUCUUAAUCAGCCGUACAAUCAUAUUCAAUAUACAUCGCUUCAGCAUCAGCAGGCUUUAUGCUCAGACUUCGGAAAUGACACUCCGACUGAUCGUGAUCGUGGUCGGGAUUCCUCAAAUAGCACUCAAUCAGCAUCAGGCCUUAUCUCAUCAGGGUUUUCUUGUUUAGAUCCCGAACAACAACCUAUACAAGAGGAGGAUGGUCUACUUAUUUCGCCCUUCUGUUUACGCGACUGG